UGAUUUGUGUCAGCCCAAUGCCAUAAUAAUGCACUUAACAGACAUCCAUUUCAGUCCUAGCUUGUUCCUAGGCUAUCUCCAUUUGGCCAGCAUAGACGUCAUCCCUGGAUGCUAAAAUAACGUGAUAGGACUGCUGUAACUCACAGGACGUUAACUGCCUGCAAUCAAAUUCUGGAAUCAAAACCCAUGAAAUUUCUAAGUUAUUUACUCCUUGCUCAGCUUUAACACUGCUAGUGCUUUGGAGCCUUCUGGCUUAGCUGUUUUCUCCACUGAGAAAUUAAAAACGAACAGCCUUAGAGUGUUGAAAAAGGGGCAAUAUCUAUUUACUUAAAUGUUGUCUUCCCAUCAGGUUUGCCAGUAUUCUGUAGUUUGAUCAUGAACUUCCAGAUGCUAUAAAAAUUUUACAAAUUUUCUGAAUACAAGAAUGCUUUGAUUUCUGCACUUUGAUUGUGGAGGAGGUAGAGAUUUCUUUAAGAGAACUUGGAAGAAUCUCACUGACAGAAUGUCACUUCAAGUCUUUGAGCAUUAUCUACAAUAGGAAGGAGUGGGGAACAAAACUUCUGCAGAAGCUGAAGAAGAUUGUCACUCCGAUUUGGUAAGAACCGAUGACAAUGAAAGAUCCGGUGAAGCAAAUCUUCAGGCAGAGCUCCAGAUGUUCAGAGCUCAGUGGAUGUUUGAGCUUGCCCCAGGUGUGAGUUCUAGCGGGUUGGAACCUCUGCACAGCAGAGCAUCUUCAAGAGGACCUGGAGUAAAGUCUGUAGAUGCCAGAGGGAAACAGGAGAUAGCAAAAGAGGAAAAGGCAAAAGAGCUUUUCCUGAAGGCAGUGGAAGAAGAACAAAAUGGGGCCCUUUAUGAAGCCAUCAAGUUUUAUCGUCUAGCCAUGCAGCUUGUACCUGACAUAGAGUUUAAGAUCACCUAUACACGGUCCCCAGAUGGUGAUGGAGUUGGAAAGAGGUGUGUUGAGGAUAACAAAGAGGAUGACAAAAUGGCUGAUCUCCUGACGGAUUUCCAGCAGCAGUUAACUCUUCAGGAAUCUUCAGUCAAACUUUGUCAGCCUGAGGUUGAUGUCAGUCAAACCCAUAUCUCAGUGUUGCCUAUGGAAGUACUAAUGUACAUUUUCCGAUGGGUAGUUUCGAGUGACUUGGACCUCAGAUCCUUAGAGCAAUUAUCUCUUGUUUGUCGAGGAUUUUACAUUUGCGCCAGAGAUCCUGAAAUCUGGCAUCAAGUCUGUUUGAAAAUAUGGGGCAGGAGCUGCAAUAAACUUGUUCCAUAUUCCUCUUGGAGGGAAAUGUUUUUGGAAAGGCCUCGCGUUCGAUUUGAUGGUGUAUAUAUCAGCAAGACAAAAUACAUACGUCAAGGAGAACAAUCUCUUGAUGGUUUCUAUAGAGCGUGGCACCAAGUGGAAUAUUACAGGUAUUUGAGAUUCUUUCCAGAUGGUCAAGUUAUGAUGCUAACAACUCCUGAAGAUCCUCAAUCUAUAGUUCCUCGCUUACGGACUAAAAAUACAAGAACGGAUGCAAUCUUGCUUGGCCAUUAUCGCCUUUCCCAAGAAACAGACAAUCAAACCAAAGUAUUUGCUGUAAUAAUGAAGAAAAAGGAGGAGAAACCAGUUGACUACCACAAAUACAGGUAUUUCCGCCGUGUUCCUGCACAAGAAACAGAUCACAGUUUUCAUGUAGGACUACAGUUGUGCUCCAGUGGGCGCCAGAGAUUCAACAAACUUGUCUGGAUACAUCAUUCUUGUCACAUAACUUACAAAUCGACUGGUGAGACAGCUAUUACUACUUUCGACAUUGACAAAAUGUACACCCCUUUGUUCUUUGCACGAGUGAAGAGUUUUACUGCAUUUUCAGAAAAGCCGCUCUAAGAAACACCUUUUCGUCUCACAGCUCUUGCAUGAAUAAAAGGUUGUAGCUAAUGAGCACUUAAGUUAUAAAUGUGUAUAUAUUUGGAAUGUUUUAAAAUUCUGGAGAAUUUUUUGAAGGCAGUAUGUUCUAUUUGAUCAUGAAUGGCUGGGGUUUUGUUUUGAGGUCAAGCUUAUGAGUAUUAAACACCUUUACUUUGUGACAAGAAUUUGAUAACAAAGUUUUGUUGUUUGUUUUGGGUUUGGUGUGGUUUUUUUUUUUUAAAACAGAUUU
Messenger RNA from Egretta garzetta (little egret), 2138 nucleotides. It is a transcript of the gene FBXO9, whose product is annotated as F-box protein 9. Gene Ontology annotation, cellular component: SCF ubiquitin ligase complex. The transcript is spliced from 13 exons. Bases 653 to 1867 code for a protein of 404 amino acids. Gene Ontology annotation, molecular function: protein binding. Lineage: Eukaryota; Metazoa; Chordata; Aves; Pelecaniformes; Ardeidae. The record is from RefSeq and is a predicted model, not a curated record. Gene Ontology annotation, biological process: SCF-dependent proteasomal ubiquitin-dependent protein catabolic process.